This is a messenger RNA of Fibroporia radiculosa, 468 nucleotides long. RefSeq lists its product as uncharacterized. The coding region runs from base 1 to 468 and encodes 155 amino acids. The record is from RefSeq and is a predicted model, not a curated record. The transcript is spliced from 3 exons. Lineage: Eukaryota; Fungi; Basidiomycota; Agaricomycetes; Polyporales; Fibroporiaceae.
AUGUCGUACGCGGAUACGUCCGACGCCCCAUAUCUGACCAUGCCACACGUCCCCUUUCCCCUUGACUACCACCAAACUCUUCUAUCUCUUCUCGAUGUUCUCUCGGAAGUAUACAACAAGAUCUCGAAGAUUCUCGGGCCGUCGCCGUUCCCAAGCUCGGGCCACCACAUGAUGGGCCCACUGGGUCUUCUCUCGCCACAUCCAGGCGUGUCGUAUCUAUUCACAGGGGCUGAAGCAGCUCCUAUGCAUGAAGGCGAAGCUAGCUUGUGGGGAAUCGCUCAUGCCCCUGGCCCCGGAACCCCAGCUGUGCUCGCCGGGGGAAACGGUAAAUUGGUUGCAGUACUUUUGAAAGAGCUCGACGACUUUGCUCGCGCAGGCAUCAGAGAUGAGCUUGCAUCUUUGGAUCCUCUUCUGAGGAAUGCUGCCGUCCCUGAAGACGCGCGAGAGCAGCAGUUCGAUUUUGAUUGA